CGUCACCUUCACCUUCAUAGUCUGUCUCUAUUUUUGUUAUACUUGAGUUUCACUUUCUACUCACUCUAUUCACAUCAAGUCUGUCUCUCUAUAUUUUCUACUCGAGUUUCACUUACAACCUAUUCUAUCUCGAUCUUCAUCUACCUUCAAAUUCUCUAUCUAACUAUUUCAGCGAUGAAUAAAUAUGAGUCUCGCAGUCGAUACCUUGUGGGCAUCAUCUCAGAUGAACUCGAGGGCAACACCAAGUUGCCUCGCUCGAGUUGGAACAAGAUAACCAAGCAGUUUAACAGCAAGUACCCUGGCGGGUUCUCCGUUUCGUUGUUGAGACACCAUUUUGAUCGUCUUGAAUUGCAUUGCGACAUUCUUCGGAGCUUUGAAAGUCAUCCUGAGUUCAACUUGAUUGAAGAGAUAGGCUGGGUAACCGCAUCCGAGGAAGCAUGGAAAAAACAUCUCCAGCUUCAUCCUGAGGCACAGCUUGUACGAGGUCGUGAAUUUCCUUUAUUCAACACCAUGAAAGAACUCAACGUUACACAACCGGGUCGUAAAGCAGCAGCAUUUAAUCGUGAACUUGUUAAACCAAACUGCGAUGUUAAAGAAGCCCUUGAAGACUACACAACUCUGCAGAGCCAUGAAGAGAUGCUGAGUGGGGUUUUAGAUCUAGAUAAUCCACUUGUCACCCCCAGCAUUGUAUACGAGCUCAUCGUCAACAAGUUCAGGUAUUGGUACUAGAUCAUCCACCACUAGAUCUAGUACCAAGAGAUCGAAACAACAAUCCAAGCCAGUAGUGAAGAAGGCGAAAAUUACGCACAAAAUCUCCUUCUCCUUCUCUGAGAUAGCAUUGAAACUAAUCGAACGAGAAGGAGAAACCAGAAUUCCAUCUCGGGUAAUUUGUCUUAGGGCCCCUCGUGUGAUGCGAUCUGAGAAAGCGAGCCUUCUAUUCUUACACCUUGCUGAUGAUAUAAGAUGGGCCUGGCUUGCUGAUGAGGCUGAGAAGGAGCAGUACGAUGCUCGAUCAAGCCAAGUUUUGGCUGGUGACAACGAUUUUUUCCACUCUUAUUUGACCAGUAUGAUGCUUGAGUAGCCCAACACUUCGCGUGUGAUCCUUUCAUCUGAAUUUUAGAUCAUUAAUCUAUUAUCUUUCAUUCCUUGGAUUCUCUUUCACUCGUUUACGUUGGAUUCUCGGAACAGAAAUGAUUACCUUUCUUCUCAAUCAAACUUUUUUUAAUACGUCUUUCACUAUCACUAUUUUCGAUUUUACUUUGUGUAGCAGGUAAUCUUAAUCCUAUUAUGUUUCAUUCCUUGGAUUCUCUUUCACUCGUUUACGUUGGAUUCUCGGAACAAGAAAUAUUACCUUUCUUCUCAAUCAAACUUUUUUAAUCCGUCUUUUGCUAUUUUCUAUUUUACUUUUUGUCAACCUGGUAAUCUUAAUCCAUAUUUUGUAAUUUUAAUGUUUGAUGUAUGUUCAACACCUUAUACGUAAUUCAUUUAAAAUCCAAAUUGUUGUCGAACAAACUAGAGUUUACAAAUCUAAACAUCAAUCUAAAUCUCAAACAAAAAAAGGUCCAAAAAAACCGUUGGCAAUGUACAAAGCAUAAGCAUGAUGAUUGAGAAAGUAAAACAAAAUGACAAAGUAGGAAUGAAAAUAAAUUUUAAGAAAAGAAACAAAAUAUUAAAAGAAAAACUUGACAAAAAGAAGUCACCAGCUUAGGCCUUUAUUGGAAGGACACCGGUAUGAUAAUUGAAGGGUACUGCAUAAUCUCGGACGGCCUCACGUUUCUUAGAACCAAGUUGACCCGGUCUAAGCAAACUCCUUGUUGUAAUUCUAGGGAUUACAAAAUUAUCCUCAAUAUCAUCCUGAAUGAACUCCCAUGCAUUACCAAGACCGGCGAGCAUGUUAUGUAGUAUCACACACGCUAGGAUCCAAUCAAGAUAAUAGCGCAUAUGACUUGCUUCAUACAGGAUUAAUCAAAGGCACUGCAGCGACAUCCAGCGUGUCUUGAGGACCCCAAUGGAGUGUUCAUUGACAACUCGCACUUUGGCAACGCAAUAGUUAAAAUCUCGAUUUUCGGGUUGCAAUGCCGCUUGGCCCUUGAAGCUGGGAACUACGGUCUCCUCACACAUGUACGCAG
Messenger RNA from Melampsora larici-populina 98AG31, 2129 nucleotides. RefSeq lists its product as uncharacterized. The transcript has 4 exons. Bases 175 to 729 code for a protein of 184 amino acids. The record is from RefSeq and is a predicted model, not a curated record. Lineage: Eukaryota; Fungi; Basidiomycota; Pucciniomycetes; Pucciniales; Melampsoraceae.